AUGCAGCACAAGCCCACCUCUUCAGCACCGGGAACAGUAGGCCAGCCUGCGGAGCUCUUCCGGAGGCGGAUAAUCCUCAUCUCCAUGCAGUCCAAAUGCAAUAAGGAAUUGCUAUAACCCACGUCAAGGGAAACACGUUUGGAGUCAAACAAGUUACCACCUAGUAGACCACCAUUUGGAAACGCUUGCACGAGGAGAAAGAUGGAUAUUUGCGUUUCGCAUUAUUGUGUAAAUAACCAAAACUAACAGUGAUAAGCCGAUGCUCUGUAAUGUGACAGCUGCUGUCGCAUUUCAUCUAGUUUCGAGAAGCUACUGAAAGAACAUCCUGCUUGCAUUUUCUUUAAUUUUUUAUUUCAGCACCAUGGUGACAUACAAUCUGGUUUUAACUUUUAUUAUCGCGGCUCUUUGGCUGGUCAGUGGCGAACUACAAACCCAUUCUUCCCCCGCGACGCAGUUAAAUUCAACAUCAUCAUCAUCAACCAUCAUCAGCCAAGAUGAACUGACACCUAAUGUGACAGAUGCCGCCGUGGGAUCCCGGAUUUCAUCUAUAAUGACGUAUCUUCCAACUCUGAAAAACAUUGUUAUUUUCAUCUGCGUGUUAACAGCUGCUCUCAUCACAUGCCUAGUCAUCAAAGUGGUCAGAUCUGGUAGACGAAUCAGGAAAACAAGAAAAUAUGACAUUAUAACAACACCUGCGGAGCGUGUGGAGAUGGCCCCUCUUAAUGAGGAGAACGAUGAUGAGGAUGACUCAACCCUCUUUGAUGUCAAAUACAGGUGAAUCCCAGCAUGGACACCAAUAUUUGAUAUCUCCUGUUCUGCCUGGGACAUCUCAAGUGAUUUCUUAAAUCUUUACACUGUUCAAGUCUUCAGCAAUGCUGUUUGUGCGUGGCUUUUACCUGUGUUUAAAGGACUGGAGCCGUAUGGAUAUCAUUGUUUGUUGCUUUGCUUACGCUUCUAUCAUGUGGCACAAAUAACUUGCACAAUUGUUUCUGAUGUUGAAGAUCAGAUGGCUUUAUAUUGUGACUUCUUCUCAAAAGUCAUUCAGUAAUCAGCUUGUUAAAGACUUGGUGUUCAGUUGUCUUCGAAACAUCAUUACAUGGAAAUUACUCUCUUUUUUUCUUUUCUUUUUUACAUUUUCUGAGUUAGUAGGAGGAACCAAGGCCUGCUUUCAAAGCUAUGAUCUUCCCAUAUUAAAACGAAAGACAGUCAGUUAAUGCAUACAAUGUUAACAUGCAACAAAUAUUGUGCAGAAUUACUUUAUUGAAAUGUAAAAAAACAAAAUGCACACUGAAGAAUCUAUUGAUAUUUUUAACUAAACUUUCAUACCAAAUAUAUUUCUAUCUACUAACCACUUUAUUGUGCAUAUAUACUGUCGAAGGGAGUCUGUCCUUUAUCAAUGGAGUACGCGUAUAUUUUUUUACCGUGUGUUGUUGUAGACGUUCCUGUUUUGCUGCUAUCUCAGCUGAAGUUCUCCAUUUUUGAGAUUCAAAUUUGGUUAAAAUCUCAAGUAAUAUAGUCAGGUUAUAUUUGUAAGGUGUUCAUGAAAUACAUCUAUUUGCUAUCAAUGUGAAUACUGUAAUCUGUUUUGAUCGGGUGUGCUAAUAAAUUUACAAUGUCAUUGCAUCAAGUAACCACUGAAAAAUAUCAACAGGUUGGCAGUGAUGUUUUUUUCAGUAUUUAAUAUGUUGGACAUGCACCCAGUGUCUUAUUUUCUAAAUCAAAACAAUUAUGUCGCCAAAUGUCUAGUUGCUCUUUUUUUUUUUUUUUUUAAAUCCCCAAAAUCAGUUCUCUCUUGUUUGAAAUAGUAUGUGACCAGCUAGUAAAGUAUUAUGGAAUGUCUCCCACAUCAAUUUCCAUUAACGGCUCACUGACUCUGUCAGUAUGUCUGACUUGAACAGGACUGAUGUUUUCCCCCUGAAGAGUUGCUUCUCUGUGCAGUACAGAUUCUGGUAAAAACUAAAAAAAGAAUAUUGUCCUUAUCUUGGUGGAAAUGUUUUGACACGUGGGUUUAAAAUAGAGGUUUUACCUCAAACGAUUUGGCCCAUUAGAUAAGUAUUACAUUACUAAUAAAGACAAUGAAAAUCAUUACUGGUUUGUCAAAUUUGUUUGACCAAAUACCAAAUUACACAAUGAUCAACUGAAAGUCUCACAUGAAGUACACAGGAGAAAUUUCAGAGGCGUUUACAAACCUUGUGUGUCUGCACUCUGAAUGUAACUGCAGUAAAUUAUCAACAGUACAACUAAUAGGUUUCUGCAGCAAAUGUGAGUGGCUGAGGUGAUCUCCUGCUUUAAUCUAAACUGUUAUUUGAUAGUGCACCAUGGCCCGCAGCUGCAGCUGUUUCUGAAUGACACUGGCAAUGCUCAACUUGAACAAAAAUGUUCUUUCCAGGAGAAAGAGAACACUGUGUAGUUUCUGUUGUUCCAAACCAAGUUAUGGCCAUUUAUAGAAGACUACUACAUUUACUGUUAGAUACACAAGCCAUAUGGAGUGUAUGGGAAUGUUUUUCAAUCAUAUGUGAAUCCAACUUUUAACCAUAUUUGUGACAUGUGCUUUAGCAGACUGCUGGCUAUUUCCUCUGUUUUCCAUCAGACUAUGUGACCACUGUUCAUUUCAGUAUUGAGUCAUGUUUCAUUUUAGUCUUUCACUGAAUGUACAGAAAGCUGCAGCUCCCUCAGUCAUACCCAGGCAAGUAUGUCCCCCCUUGUACAGUUAUCCUCUUCCAUCUUGGCAACAUAUUUUAUUUUAUCUUUAGUUGUGUGUGAAAUGGUGGAAAAACCCUGCUCAUUUAAAGAUGCUAAUUCUGGACUUUUACUAGAACGGAAUCAUGUGCUACAGACAGUUCCUGUUGUAAAAUGAAUCAAAGUCAUUGCAUUGUGGUAGCUAUUUGAAGACUGUAGCUAAUUUCCCCAAUCCCACAUUUAAAA
Messenger RNA from Etheostoma spectabile (orangethroat darter), 2925 nucleotides. RefSeq names its product family with sequence similarity 174 member B (gene fam174b). Lineage: Eukaryota; Metazoa; Chordata; Actinopteri; Perciformes; Percidae. The coding region runs from base 362 to 778 and encodes 138 amino acids. The record is from RefSeq and is a predicted model, not a curated record. The transcript has 3 exons.